Messenger RNA from Penicillium chermesinum, 405 nucleotides. RefSeq lists its product as uncharacterized. NCBI's taxonomy places the organism in Eukaryota, Fungi, Ascomycota, Eurotiomycetes, Eurotiales, Aspergillaceae. The transcript has a single exon. The record is from RefSeq and is a predicted model, not a curated record. Bases 1 to 405 code for a protein of 134 amino acids.
AUGGCAUCCCAGCCCAAACAGCCACUGUUCCUGGGCGACAAGCCUAUUGGUGACGCCAACGUUGGAUUCAUUCUCAGCAACACGGUAUCCACCUCCUAUCUGUACCAUCUUGACACGCUCCAACCCGGUGAACUGGAGUACAUCAAAUACGACGCAGCCCGAAAGCUCGCCCAGACAACACCUGGAGCGAUGCAAGAGAUCCUGCGCCAUCUUUACCGCAUGACUCCGGCCCAGAAUCGAUUCCUGCAAACCCACAAGGUUGAUCCGGUUACGCACUUCUUCCGAACCCUGGCGUACAGAGAAAUAGCAGAUGACAAGGCACAACGGCAAAGGAUCGCGGCAAGCCACAGUGGCCAGGCCAGUGCCAAGGCCAAUGCCCAUGUCAGAGCCAACCAGAAUGUGUAG